UGUGCCAUGCUGGGAUGUGCCAAUGCUUUGGCAGCAGUCGUCAGUGGGAAUGGGAAUAACCUCAGUCAGAAGCAUGCCAUCACCAGUCAACAUCUGAUGAACGACCAGGUCACUAUCAACACCAACAGAAAAUUACACUGCGGAUGUCAAAAAAAGCGCCGAUCUGCAUGAGCCAAUGAGAGCAGCACAAUACCACUUUUGACCCACUGCUUCAGACAACCGAACUCCACGAUCUCUUGUCUACGUGGAAGCACAGCCCCAAAUACUUGCUGUAAAGAAGAUGCCUCUCGACUAUUUUCAAAUUUCUCUUGCCUUGAAACUUUUGUGGAUUAGAUAUCUUUAGAUCCCUCUCAAUUAAGUAUCUUUGGAUUACUCUUAUCCAACUUUAAAAGGCAUAAUGUUGUGUGUAUUUGGCCCCAUUAACUAUCUUUCAGGACCGUUAUCCAUCAUACUGGUCUUCAUUCUUUUGUUUGUGGCGUGGCGAAGGGAUAGCAAAAACAUCUGCUGUCGGCCUCAGUGCAUAUGCAGUUGCCUGGAGGGGGAGCUGCACACUUGGACAUACAGUGAAAGCAAACAACUCGAGGUCAUUGGGCCAUGGGCAGCAGCUACCCGUGUAAAAGUUCGAGGUCGCAAGCCUUUGCUGCUCAAUGCAUUUCUCAUUUUUCUCCCUUUCUUCUCAUCUUUUAUCUGCUCAGUGAACCAGCAAUUGCAAUGGAGAUCCAUAUACCAAACAUUCCCGCGGAUUUGACUUUCAAGUCAUUUCAGCGCCUCAUUGAACCAAUCCUCAACAGCCUUGGUAUUGUCGAUUACCUCUGUGAAAAGACACGUAACAAAAGGUACGCCAACAUCACAUUUCUCGAGCCGAGUGACGGGAACCGCUUCCUAUCAAUCUAUGGCCCUCACGGAAAGCCCUUGUCGAUGCUGGGCCAUGCUGUUCGCUGUCGGUUGAGCAACAAGGGACCGGAUCAAACGACAUUGAAGGUGAUCAGGCAUGCGAUAGACGAACGUCAAAGACGCAAGUCAAAGCCCCAUGUCCAGCCCCGGCCAAAGUCAGAACCGCUCCAGGCUUCAAGUCUAAGCUGUGGCUUGCACACAUUCGUCGAUGGAAGAUUCUCGUUUGUUUCGGAGUGGGAUGCUCAGGAGGGCUGCUUGGUUCGCUUUACCAAGCGGCAUCUCAUCUUCAAACUGACAGAUAGAGGCAUCGAUGUCCGCAUCCCACGCAAUGCUAUCGUUCAACUGGUCUGGUCGGAGAGCGGCAGAGCGUCUGUUACCCUGUCACAACCCCCUAUUAUCCUAGCCAAACGGUCCCCUGAGAAGUCAGACGUAAUAGAGCUCGAUGGCCUUGGUUCUAUUCAUCUUGAUUUUAGCAUAUUCGCAGAUAUAUUCUCUCGUCAACAGGCAAAGCCCGAGCCACGACAGCGACUUACUGCUAUUGACGAUGGCCACAGCAAUAUUUCCGCAUUUUGUCUCGUCUAUCACUUCCAAAUCACCGCAGCAUCCAUUGGCACACAUGGCGCCGGCGAACACUUCCACAAAGAGAUGUGGAACAUUACAGAGAAGGAGCCCUAUCAGGUCACGCGAGCUGAUAUCAAAUUCUAUCAUGCAUCUGACCUCCCGAGGCUGGGCCGCUUUAGUGAAGCUCUGACUCGUCUCAACAACCAGCUUGACUCGUACACGACAAGUAAUGACUUGCCAUUCGGUAUUUUGUUUUUGCUCCAAGCUCUUGUCUAUAACUGUUAUCUUCAUCCAACAACGGUGCAGGCCCUGGCUAGAGAACUUCUUGGCCGUUCCAACAUCUCGAUUGACGCCUUCAGGAAGCUUUUCGACUGGAUCGACUACCCGGCACCUGAGAGCAAUCCAAGACAGCUCGAAGUAGAUGGAAUCAUGGAAAGCCUCGAUGUCGCAGAAAGACAAGUCCACGAAGCCCAGCUCAUGAAGGCGGAGCUGUUCAACGACAAUGAAAAUUCGACACGCAUCUUUCGUGUUUCAAUCUCUCCCAUGCGUAUAACCCUCCACGGGCCAGAGCUGGAGACUAAAAACAGGAUCCUCAGAAAAUAUGACGGCAAGGCCGACUUCUUUUUCCGAGUCCAACUCUGCGAUGAGAACGGCCAGGAUUUGCUCUUCAACCCCACCAUCUCACUUGACACUGUUUACAGUCGGUUCAAGUCAAUACUACGCAAAGGAAUUGCAGUCGCCGGCAGGCAAUACAAGUUUCUGGGCUUUUCCCACUCUUCGGUGAGAGCCCAUUCACUGUGGUUCUCAGCCCCGUUCUACCACGAGGGUAAAUUGCAAAUCCCCGAACACAUCAUCGAGCAGCUGGGCGACUUUGCGCCCAUUAGAUCACCGGCUCGCUGUGCUGCUAGGAUUGGUCAAGCGUUUACCGAAACGCCAUACUCCGUGUCCCUUGUAGACAAUGGAGUCCAAACGAGCGAAAUCCCGGAGGUGGAAAGAAAUGGCAGGGUGUUUUCCGACGGGGUGGGGGUGCUUUCACCCCAGGCAGCAGAGGCAAUCCAUGAUGCUAUCCCUGAAUCCAAGGGCAAGCCGACCUGUUUCCAGAUCCGAUGGGCCGGGGCCAAAGGAAUGCUUUCUCUGGACACGGAGCUCGAGGGCAGUCAGAUCUGUAUCCGGCCGUCCAUGAAAAAGUUCAAGUCACCCGACGAAGCAAACCUGACAUCUGCGACAUGGCUUCCAAGCCAAUACCAAUGAUGCUGAACCGCCAAAUGAUCAAGAUACUGGAAGAUAUGGACGCACCACCCUGGUGGUUUUUGGAGCUGCAGAGAAAGGAAGUCAACCAUCUACGUGCCAUCACGAGGGCCGUUUCCAGUACGGCCAGCUUCCUGGCCAUGAAGGAUAUCGGGGAGAGUAUUCGUCUCCCACACCUCCUCCGGCAGACCGAGGCCAUGGGGGUUGACUACCGCCAAGAUCUGUUUCUUCGCAGUGUGGUGGAAAUGGCCCUGCUGAAGGAGAUCAAGUUGAUCAAACACAAGGCACGCAUCCCUGUCCCCAAAGGUAUCACUCUGUUUGGUGUCAUGGAUGAGACGGGUUUUUUGCAGGAAGGCCAGGUGUAUGUGAGCUUCGACACCAUGCAAGGUCGGUACCACGAGCCUCCAGAGUGUCAAAAGGUUGUAAUAACCAGAUCCCCGGCACUGCACCCCGGCGACAUCCAGCUCGCCCACCACGUCAUCCCUCCCGAGGGCCAUCCUCUCCUGGAGCUACGCAACUGUGUCGUGUUCAGUCAGCGGGGGGACAGAGAUCUGCCCAGCAUGCUCUCGGGGGGAGACCUCGACGGGGAUAUCUACAACAUAAUCUGGGAUGAGGCAAUUGUGAGCCAAGUCAGGUCAUUUUCACCAGCCGACUACCCACGCCUACCGAUCGUGGAGCUUGGCAGAAAGGUGGAAACAGCUGAUAUGAUUGAUUUCUUUGUCGACUUUAUCAGCCAGGAUUGCUUGGGUGUGAUCGCAACACGACACAUGAUACUUGCAGACCUCGCACCGCAAGGCACGCGUGAUAGCGACUGCGUUAAACUGGCCGAACUCCAUUCCCAGGCCGUGGACUUUUCCAAGACAGGGAGGGCGGUCAAUCUUCGCGAGCUUCCCAAAACCCCCAGACAAGGACGACCUCAUUUGUGCGUGCAUCACCAAAACUGUCUCGAUGUCUACCUACAUGAACAGGUUGUGCUGACGUGUAUCUCAGUCUUGCCGCAGGGUCCCAAGUGCUCGUCCAAGAAAAAGUAGAUGUUGAGUUGCUUGAUGAACAAGGAGGUGAUGAGGAUGAUGACGACGACGAGGCCGAUCAGGAUAGGCCGCGUCAUAGCUAUUACCGCAGUGACAAGAUCCUAGGGCAACUAUACGAUGCCGUCGACGAGGAAAAGAUAUGGCACCAAGACAUACAACUGCCACGUUUGAGCCCCAAUGACAAUGCAUUCUGGCGCCAGAUGCUGGUGGUCCUGGAACAGCGCGUGGCAGCGGCUUCAAAGGUCAACUGCAUGUGGCGGAACCGCUUGGACGAGGCGCAUGGAGUUCGCCAUACGUAUGAGGAUGCCAUGUACGACAUCAUGGUGAAUUAUUCCGACCAUUCAUUCAAGCCCCUUCGUGAGACGGAAGUGUUUUCGGGAUUUAUUGUCAGCAAGACCGGGUCUGCAAGCCGCCGCCAACGCGACAGGUCCAUCAAGAUGAAUGACGAGUUUGAGCGUGUGUCCAAGUUGGUUAUGACGACCAUGCACAAAGGGCCUGGUGCCCUGGGGCUGUGUCUGGCGUGUGUGCACGCUGGACUGGUGGUAAAGGAACCUCGAGGUAGGCAAGCCUUGCACCGAGGCUCAUCUGACGAUAUCGUGAGCUUUCGGAUUGCGGCGGCGUCGGCGUUGCUACAAGAGCUCAACGCCCUCGAGAGCAAUGAUUGUUUAGUUUGAUAUAUUCCGCGAGUUAAAGUAGGUAGUCUGUUCUUUUCAUAUACAAGGUUGGAAAACAACUCAGCAGCACCGUGAUAUUAUCAUCUAAAGUCGGGCAGAAUUCAUGGGGUGAUGGGUUCAAAGGCCGGAAGCAUAAUUAUAUUCUUAUAGAAAUAGCUGUCCCAUCCA
Molecule: messenger RNA, 4576 nt
Organism: Podospora pseudocomata
Lineage: Eukaryota; Fungi; Ascomycota; Sordariomycetes; Sordariales; Podosporaceae
Exons: 3
Coding region: 595-2706 (703 amino acids)
Biological process (GO): siRNA processing
Cellular component (GO): nuclear RNA-directed RNA polymerase complex
Molecular function (GO): RNA-directed RNA polymerase activity
Source: RefSeq, a predicted model, not a curated record